Messenger RNA from Hansenula anomala, 927 nucleotides. RefSeq names its product Yhm2p (gene YHM2). Bases 1 to 927 code for a protein of 308 amino acids. Gene Ontology annotation, cellular component: mitochondrion. The transcript has a single exon. Gene Ontology annotation, molecular function: tricarboxylate secondary active transmembrane transporter activity. Lineage: Eukaryota; Fungi; Ascomycota; Saccharomycetes; Phaffomycetales; Wickerhamomycetaceae. Gene Ontology annotation, biological process: mitochondrial citrate transmembrane transport; alpha-ketoglutarate transport. The record is from RefSeq and is a predicted model, not a curated record.
AUGGCCCCAAAUCAAGAAUUAAAGAAGAAACCAGUUUCAUUCUCCAACAUCCUUUUAGGAGCAGGAUUAAAUCUUGCUGAAGUGACCACAUUAGGACAACCAUUAGAAGUUAUCAAAACCACAAUGGCAGCUAAUAGAUCGUUAUCAAUUUUACAAAGUGCGAAAUUGGUAUGGUCUCGUGGUGGUGUCUUGGGGUUUUAUCAAGGUUUAAUACCAUGGGCAUGGAUUGAAGCUUCGACAAAAGGUGCAGUUUUAUUAUUUGUUAGUGCAGAAGCUGAAUAUCAAUUCAAGAAAAUUGGUGCAUCAAAUUUCGGAUCAGGUAUUGGUGGUGGUAUCAUUGGUGGGUUAGCUCAAGCUUAUUUGACUAUGGGGUUCUGUACAUGUAUGAAGACUGUGGAAAUUACAAGAUCUAAACAAGCUGCAGUUGGUGGAGUUGCUCAACAAACUUCAUUUCAAGUUUUCAAAGAGAUUUAUGCUAAGGAAGGGUUAAGAGGUAUUAAUAAAGGUGUUAAUGCAGUUGCUAUUAGACAAUGUACUAAUUGGGGUUCAAGAUUUGGGUUAAGUAGAUUAGCUGAAGAUGUUAUUAAGAAUUUAACAGGUAAGAAUAAGGAUGAAAAAUUGGGAGGAUUAGAAAAAAUUUUAGCAAGUGCCAUUGGUGGUGGGUUAAGUGCAUGGAAUCAACCAAUUGAAGUUAUUAGAGUGGAAAUGCAAAGUAAAACAAAUGAUCCAAAUAGACCAAAGAAUUUAAGUGUUGCAGGAGCUUUUAAAUAUAUUUAUCAAAAUAAUGGUAUUAAAGGUUUAUAUAGAGGUGUUGCCCCAAGAAUUGGAUUAGGUAUUUGGCAAACUAUUUUCAUGGUUGGGUUUGGUGAUAUGGCUAGAGAAUUAGUUGGUAAAUUAACUGGUGAAACACCAGUUGCAAAGCAUUAG